CUCCCCUCCCCGCCCCGGCGGCUCGCGCCACUCGCCGCCUGCUUCGAAAUCGGAGCACCGAUCGAGCCGCGCUCGCGGAUCCUCCGCUGGGCCGGGCUCGGCGGCGUCGGCGAUCCUCCGCCGCGCCGCUUCUCCCCAUGGAUUUCGUCUGCCCCGGCGAUCCCGCGGUAUGGGAUGGGAGGCGUUUCGGGCCGUGCUUCGCGGAUUUGGUGCUGGGGUUAGCUGGGAAUGCGAUCGCCGCGGUUGCUGUCAUCUGCCUCUUCCUCGCCAAGAGGAACGCACCGAGAGCUCAGCGGAACGUCAGGAGAGGUUUAUCGGAGAAGUUGUUUGUAUUCGGUGUGCCUGGUUUUGCAGUCUGCCACUCUUUGGUUGGACUAACUAUGCUAGUUAAGAAGAAAUUUGAAGGGAAGGAUGUUGAAGACCAUGAACUAUUUUUCAUGUGCUCACAAUUUAUUGCAUGGAUGUCUGUAAGUAUUGUCUGUGUCACUGGGGCUUGGUUUGAAAUCCUCUACAACCCAAUCAUGUGCUUUUGCUGGAUCUUGAAGAUUCUUCUAGAGAUACCUCAUUUGCAAUACAAGCUUACAGUUCUAAAGACAAUGGCAUCUUUUAUGGAGAUCAUCUCAUUUUGUACUGCGACCACAUUUGGACUCUUUGUUGUUGUGGCUGCUGUAGUGGGUCAGCUAGGAAACAAGAGGAAAAUGAACUCUAUUGAAGCCCCUCUCAUUCUAAAUGACGAAAAAGCUGAGUCUGAAAUUACAAACAUGGUAAAAAAGGGCCAUACUUUGUGGGAACUGUUGACUUUCAAGUUUGUUAAUCCCAUGAUGGACAUUGGUGUCACGAGACAACUUGACUUCACAGAUCUACUUGAGUUACCCCCUGAGCUUAGAGCUACCUCCUGUUAUGACAGACUUCUGUCUUCCUGGACUGUUGAAUAUCAAAACCACCAUGACAACUCAUCUCUCCUUAGAGCCAUGUUUUGUUCUUAUGGAUGGACAUACUUGCGUUUGGGGCUCCUUAAGGUGUUAAAUGACAGCAUCAAUUUCGUUAGCCCUCUGCUACUCAACAAGUUUAUAAGAUUUCUUCAGCAAGGUUCUGGUGGCAUGGAUGGAUACAUUCUUGCCAUUUCCCUAGGAUUGACUUCUAUUAUCAAAUCGUUUUUAGAUAGCCAGUACUCCUUUCGUCUAGCAAAGCUCAAGUUGAUGUUACGAUCAAGCAUCAUGGGGAUAGUUUAUCGGAAGUGCCUAUGUCUCAGUCUAGCUGAGCGUUCUAGGUUUUCUGAAGGUGAGAUUCAGACCUUCAUGUCUGUUGAUGCUGACCGCACAAUAAACCUAUGUAACAGCCUUCAUGAUGCUUGGAGCUUGCCACUGCAGAUUGGAGUUGCACUUUAUCUACUGUAUACACAAGUCAAUUAUGCUUUUCUAUCUGGGCUGGCAAUAACAAUCAUACUAAUACCAGUGAACAAAUGGAUUUCUACAAGGAUUGCUGGUGCAACAGAAAAAAUGAUGAAGCAAAAAGACAGGAGGAUAAGCUGUGCAGGGGAGCUCUUGGCACAUAUUAGAACAGUGAAAAUGUAUAGCUGGGAGAAACUAUUCACUGAGCGUUUGGUGGAAAGAAGAGAAUCAGAAGUGAAGCAUCUCGCGACUAGAAAAUAUCUGGAUGCUUGGUGCGUCUAUUUCUGGGCAACCACACCAACAUUGUUCUCCCUUUUCACCUUUUCCAUUUUCGCAAUAAUGGGACACACAUUGGAUGCCGCCACGGUAUUUACUUGUGUUGCACUCUUUAACACAUUAAUAUCACCAUUAAACUCAUUUCCAUGGGUUAUUAAUGGGCUGAUUGAUGUAAGUGGAUAAUUGGUUUAUGUUAUUAUACUGCUGGAUAGAUUUACAGCUGCGCUAACCUUACUUCUAUGCUUUGGUGUUGCAGCUGUUAUCUCUAGCAGACGGCUGAGUAAUUAUUUAUCUACUCCAGAGCAUCACUCAUCAGAGUUAACUGCCUCUGCUGACCUUUUAAAGCACCAGUUUAAGAGAUAUACCGAAGUAACUCACAAUCCAAUGGCUUUCGUUCUUCAGAAUGUAUGCUGUUGUUGGUCUAGCAGCUCUGUUGCUGAGCCGAACAUAAUUCUCAGAAAUAUAUCAUUGCAGCUACAGAAAGGGCUAUUUAUUGCAAUUGUAGGCGAGGUUGGUUCUGGUAAAUCAUCUUUGCUGAAUUCCGUCAUUGGAGAGACUCAUGUCAUCAGUGGUUCCGUUAGCUCAUGUGGUUCAAUUGCUUAUGUUCCACAGGUACCAUGGAUCCUAUCUGGCUCUGUACGAGAUAAUAUUUUGCUUGGGAAAGAAUUUGAUCCAAGAAGAUACGAAGAAGUAAUACAGGCAUGUGCACUGGAUGUUGACAUAUCAGCAAUGGCCAGAGGAGAUAUGUCAUAUAUUGGAGAGAAAGGUACCAACUUAUCUGGUGGACAGAGAGCUCGUCUAGCAUUGGCAAGGGCUUUGUAUCAGAAUUCUGAUGUAUACUUGUUUGAUGACAUCCUUAGCGCGGUUGACUCCCAAGUUGCUUCAUGGAUCCUGGAAAAGGCCAUUAUGGGGCCGCAGUUGAUGCAGAAAACAAGAUUACUAAGCACGCACAAUCUUCAGGCCAUUUCUGCUGCAGAUAUGAUUGUAGUCAUGGCAAAUGGUCUCGUUAAGUGGUUUGGGACACUGGAAUCUUUCUUGGCAACUCCAUAUUCAAGAAUCUCUAAGCCAGAUAGUUCAAGUCCUACCUCAUUUACAGUUUCUGUGAAAGACAAAACACCAAUGGUAUCAUGUGAACUGAAGACUGAUGUUAUACUUGAAGAUGAUUCAGUGGUUGCUUAUGAGGAACAAAAAGAUCAGGUUGAAGCAGAGGCAAGGAAAGAAGGCAUGGUUGAGCUUAGCGUCUACAAAAAAUAUGCAACAUUCGCGGGGUGGUUAAUUGUUGUUUUAAUAUUCCUAAGUGCAAUCUUAAUGCAAGCAUCCCGUAAUGGGAAUGAUCUUUGGUUAACUUACUGGGUUGAUACCAGCACAGGCACCAACAACACGAGUUUUUAUCUGAUUAUCCUUGCUGUGUUUGGCAUAAUAAAUUCUCUUUUCACGUUGGGAAGGGCGUUUUCUUUUGCAUUUGGUGGCCUCCGUGCAGCAAUCCAUAUCCAUGCAUCUCUUCUUGAAAAUAUUAUCAGUGCACCGGUUUGUUUCUUUGACCAAAAUCCCAGUGGUCGGAUUCUAAACAGAUUAUCAUCAGACCUCUACACCGUUGAUGAUUCUCUUCCAUUCAUCCUCAAUAUAUUUGUGGCUAACUUCUUUAGCUUACUCGGCACUCUGGUUGUUUUGUCUUAUUCACAGGUUUCCUUCUUACUCAUCUUACUUCCACUCUGGCUUAUCUAUAGGAAGCUGCAGUACUAUUACAGGUCUACAUCACGUGAAGUACGGCGACUUGAUAGUGUUGCUCGUUCACCAAUUUAUACAUCUUUUACAGAGACGCUUGAUGGUUCAUCAACAAUAAGAGCUUUCCAGAAAGAAGGGUUCUUCUUAGAAAGGUUCAUCCAGCAUGUGACACUAUAUCAGAAAACAUCCUACUGUGAGCUGAUUGCUAGUUUGUGGCUCUCACUGAGACUCCAGUUGUUGGCAGGUUUUAUCAUUCUGUUCAUCGCAAUGAUGGCCACUGUCACCUUCCAUAGCAGUUCCCUUGUUAACCUUGGAACACCUGGACUGGUGGGCCUGGCUCUAUCAUAUGCAGCACCUGUAGUAUCACUGCUGAAUGGCUUCUUAACCACAUUUACGGAGACAGAAAAGGAAAUGAUCUCUGUUGAGAGGGUUGCUGAGUAUGUUGGCAUACCUCAAGAAGAACUCCAGGGAUCUGAAUCUCCAUCCAGAAGCUGGCCGACAGAAGGGAGGAUCGACUUUGUACAUGUAACUCUGAGGUACAAGCCAGAGUUACCACCAGCUUUGGAUGAUGUUUCAUUCCAUAUUGCAUCCGGCAUGCAGGUUGGAAUAAUAGGAAGGACUGGAGCAGGCAAAUCAAGUGUAUUGAAUGCACUAUUUCGCUUAGUUCCAAUCUGCAACGGCUGCAUCUUAGUAGACGGCAUUGAUGUGGCUAAAGUUGCUGUUCGAGAACUUCGUGCACAUUUUGCAGUAGUUCCACAGAGCCCAUUUUUGUUUGAUGGGUCCUUGAGGGAAAACCUGGAUCCAUUCAAUACAGCAACAGAUCUCAGGGUAUGGGAAGUUCUUGAAAAAUGCCAUAUGAAGGGAGAGAUAGAAUCAAUAGGUGGACUUGACAUCCAUGUGAAAGAAAGUGGUGCAUCAUUUUCAGUAGGCCAGAGACAGCUCCUCUGCCUUGCCCGUGCUUUCCUAAAAUCAUCAAAGGUGCUUUGCCUUGAUGAAUGCACAGCCAAUGUUGACAACCAAACAGCCUUCCUGUUGCAAAAUACUAUCUCCGCUGAAUGCAAAGGGAUGACGGUUCUCACCAUAGCACAUCGAAUUUCAACAGUGAUGAAGAUGGACAAUAUUCUAGUUCUUGAUCAAGGCAAACUGGUUGAAGAAGGAAAUCCAGAAGUUCUUCUGAAUCACAAGUCCUCAAGAUUUGCUCGAUUUGCCAAGGCAUCUCAGAUGUGAUUCUGAGAACAUGCUAUGCUACUAUGUUAUAUGCUAGGCCUCUUAUGUGUUAACAUUUAGUUUGAUGCAAAGUGUGCCACCUCUGUUGAGCUUGUAAGAUCAGCUUCAAAACUUACACUACUAACAAACAGCUAACAGAAGCUCUGAACUUCUAGAUAUGCGAUGUACGGAACACAAGCCAAGAUUUUCUGAUCCUCUAGAUAUUCGAAUCUCAUGCUCUGUCACUAACAGAAGCUCUGAUCAGGGAAUGUGAAUCACUGAA
Messenger RNA from Setaria italica (foxtail millet), 4881 nucleotides. Its product is annotated as ABC transporter C family member 13. Gene Ontology annotation, biological process: transmembrane transport. Gene Ontology annotation, cellular component: membrane. Gene Ontology annotation, molecular function: ATP hydrolysis activity; ABC-type transporter activity; ATP binding. Lineage: Eukaryota; Viridiplantae; Streptophyta; Magnoliopsida; Poales; Poaceae. The record is from RefSeq and is a predicted model, not a curated record.